GUUAACUUUUUUUUUUUUUUAGAGUGGGGAAGGGAUAGCUGGGAAAUAGAUAGAGGGUUCACAGACAAGCCGCAGAUUGGACAGAAAGAGCAGAGACGUCAAGUGCGAGCAGGCUGCGAGGCACCGGUGUUAAGUGCGCCUCGGCCGCGAUGGCCCCGGGACUCAAGAAAGUUGUUGAAGGGGACCGCCUCAGUCCGCUCGCCACAAAAAGGAACCUGGACAUGACCAGAAAGAUCUUCACAAACACCAGGGAGCGGUGGAGGCAGCAGAGUGUCAACAGCGCCUUCGCCAAGCUGAGGAAACUCAUCCCCACUCACCCUCCAGACAAGAAGCUGAGCAAAAAUGAAACGCUUCGCUUGGCAAUGAGGUAUAUCAACUUCUUGGUCAAGGUCCUGGGAGAGCAAAGCCUAGAGCAAGCAAGAGUAGCUGCUCAGGGAAACAUUCUGGGGCUCUUUCCCCAAGAGCCCCAUCUGCCUGACGUGGAUGAAAGACUUCUACUCAAUGACUAUGGAGUUGCUUCCCCUGGCCCCAGCCGUGAGGCUCCCUAGGGUGGCUGUGACGUCAGUCCCUGGGGCAGUACUAGUUGAAGAGGCCUGUGGUUGUGUGUGUGCUGUGGAGAGGUGUGACGCAGGAAGUGAUGGGAGCAGAAGCUAAGAGCCGCAAGGGGACUUGAGGGAUGUUGCUCUAGCCUCAUUACCCCAGGACUUCCGGCAGAAGAACUUGCUCCGUAAGUCCGCACGAGACGAUUGCAAAGCAGCAGAACAAACUGCUGCCUCGCUCAUGACUUCAGUAUUGAGGAUUUUCUUACACUGGAUCUCAGAGGAGUGACCGAUGCUCUGAAUAUAUUUAAAAGUUUGCUUUGAAGAAGGAGAUGUGUCUGAUUGAGGGUAGAUACAAGAAGUCUUAAGACUGGUGAAUGAAAAGGUAGCCACUGUGGAAAACCAACCCCAGAGAGGCAUGGGUCACCUCUGGAGGGAUGUCCCUUUGGAGCAGAGACGUGAGGAUUCUGUGGGUGGAAAGGCUCCAUGUCCUUCGACCUCUAUAGAGUCGUGAUAACCUACUUGGCUGCAUAGUAAGUUUGAGGUCAACCUGGAAUACACGAGAUCCAGCCUCAAAAGAGGAGGGGGCAGGGGAGGGAUAAAACGCAGAUUUAUAAUGUUGGCUUCAAUUUGAGUCUCUGAAACCAAAUAGUGGAUUCUAUUCAUUCGAGGAAAAACCCUGGUAAUUUAGGAGCUAGACUUCAUAGUUUUCUUAUUAAAAAUAGCUGAAAUGAGGGAGCAAAGCCCUUAGUUUGACACAUUGGGUACUAAAACUUUUAAUUCAGCCAAAUUCCUGCUGACUUAAGUCCUGCACAAGUCAAUAAUUAUGAAAAAUCCAAAUAUUGGCAUUUCACAUUUUGCUGCGAGCAGACAAUAGAAAUAAGGGACCAGAUUCUAAUGAACUAGUGCAUUGAAGGCCAGGGAGCAUUGGCUGGGUCUUAUGUUGGGGCAGGGUAGCAUCUGGCAAACCAGUGGAACAGUGUGGAUGCUCCAGUCUCACUCCACACCAUUCUGGUCCUCAUGGAACUUGAAUUCAAACAUGAAUCCAGCAGCUGAGCUGUCAAAUGCAGAUGUCUAUCUCUGGGAUAGUUAUAUUCCCUCAGAGUUCUUUUGGCUUUAUGAUCGUCUAAUCAUAGGUGGGGCAUCUAUGGAUUGUGGUUAAGAAUUUCCAGUGUCGGGCUGGAGAGAUGGCUCAGAGGUUAGGAGCAUUCCUACUCUUCCAAAGGUCCUGAGUUCAA
This is a messenger RNA of Myodes glareolus (Bank vole), 1777 nucleotides long. It is a transcript of the gene Tal2, whose product is annotated as TAL bHLH transcription factor 2. Gene Ontology annotation, molecular function: protein dimerization activity; DNA-binding transcription factor activity, RNA polymerase II-specific; RNA polymerase II cis-regulatory region sequence-specific DNA binding. NCBI's taxonomy places the organism in Eukaryota, Metazoa, Chordata, Mammalia, Rodentia, Cricetidae. Gene Ontology annotation, biological process: regulation of transcription by RNA polymerase II. The record is from RefSeq and is a predicted model, not a curated record.